AUGAGUGGUGAAUUAGCUAAUUACAAGAGGCUAGAAAAAGUCGGUGAAGGUACAUACGGUGUUGUUUAUAAGGCAUUGGAUCUUCGCCAUAAUCAGAGGGUGGUUGCAUUGAAGAAGAUCCGUCUCGAGAGUGAAGAUGAAGGUGUUCCGAGUACAGCAAUUAGAGAGAUUUCACUUUUGAAAGAAUUGAAAGACGAUAAUAUUGUUAGACUCUAUGAUAUUGUACACUCCGAUGCACAUAAGUUAUACUUGGUAUUUGAAUUCUUGGACCUGGAUUUGAAGAGAUACAUGGAAGGUGUGCCUAAGGAUCAAUCAUUAGGAGAUAAUAUUAUUAAGAAAUUCAUGAUGCAAUUAUGCAAAGGUAUUGCAUACUGUCAUGCGCAUAGAAUAUUACAUAGAGAUCUGAAGCCACAGAACCUAUUGAUCAACAAAGAAGGUAAUUUGAAAUUAGGUGAUUUUGGUUUGGCAAGAGCCUUUGGGGUCCCAUUAAGAGCAUAUACACAUGAAAUUGUGACAUUAUGGUAUAGAUCACCAGAAGUGUUACUGGGCGGUAAGCAAUAUAGUACAGGUGUUGACAUAUGGUCUAUGGGAUGCAUAUUUGCGGAAAUGUGCAACAGAAAACCACUAUUCAGUGGUGACAGUGAAAUCGACCAAAUUUUCAAGAUCUUUAGAGUACUGGGAACUCCAAACGAAACCAUUUGGCCAGAUAUCGUAUACCUACCAGAUUUCAAGUCUACAUUCCCAAAAUGGCACAGAAAGGACCUUGCUCAAAUAGUCCCUUCAUUGGAUUCCAACGGUAUUGAUUUGUUAGACAAGUUAUUAGCUUAUGAUCCAAUCAACAGAAUAAGCGCAAGAAGAGCAUGUGUUCAUCCAUAUUUCCAAGAUUCCACUUAG
This is a messenger RNA of Tetrapisispora phaffii CBS 4417, 894 nucleotides long. It is a transcript of the gene CDC28, whose product is annotated as cyclin-dependent serine/threonine-protein kinase CDC28. Gene Ontology annotation, molecular function: cyclin-dependent protein serine/threonine kinase activity; ATP binding; cyclin binding. Gene Ontology annotation, biological process: regulation of G2/M transition of mitotic cell cycle; G1/S transition of mitotic cell cycle; protein phosphorylation. The record is from RefSeq and is a predicted model, not a curated record. NCBI's taxonomy places the organism in Eukaryota, Fungi, Ascomycota, Saccharomycetes, Saccharomycetales, Saccharomycetaceae. The transcript has a single exon. The coding region runs from base 1 to 894 and encodes 297 amino acids. Gene Ontology annotation, cellular component: cytoplasm; cyclin-dependent protein kinase holoenzyme complex; nucleus.